Molecule: messenger RNA, 3443 nt
Organism: Anneissia japonica
Lineage: Eukaryota; Metazoa; Echinodermata; Crinoidea; Comatulida; Comatulidae
Product: G-patch domain and KOW motifs-containing protein-like
Exons: 10
Coding region: 140-1744 (534 amino acids)
Biological process (GO): mRNA splicing, via spliceosome
Cellular component (GO): spliceosomal complex
Source: RefSeq, a predicted model, not a curated record
UGUCAUGGCUGCUUAGCCUACUUGGAGGUUUAAUCUGUCGGUUGUUUACGCAAAACGUUUGCCUAACGUUGUCUUGUGCAUUUAAAUAUACAAUUGGCCUAGGCCUCUAGUGGGUAUACAGAAUUCUAAUAUACUAACAAUGUCAUCCGAUUCUAAAAAGCCUCUUUCAUUUGGAUUUUCAAAGAAGAAAGAAACCAAAGUGCUUGGAAAUAGGAAAAACCUAGCCGUACUUGGUGGGGAAAAGUUAGACAAAACAACCGCCAGUGCUAGUGAAGAGACAGCAAGCAAGCCUGAUUUAAUUACCUCCCUUGAAGGCAAGAAGGUAAUAAGCUUGGUUCCUAAAAAAGAACCUGAAGAAUUAGUCAUACCUUUAUUAAAGAGGAACACAUGGUCAAUUGAAUCGAAGACUGGGAAACAGCAAAGGAUAAGUAGUGGUACACUUAAAUCACCAGGAAGUGAAGGACUAGACUUAGAUAAUGUUGCUGUACAGGAAAUCAUCUCAGAAACAACAAAACAGAAUAUGGACUGGGAGGAUAGAGGUAAUGAAGAUAUGGGAAUGUCCAUUCCCCUCCUAAUGCGGAAUAAAGUGCCUGAAGGAUAUGAAACUGAAGAUAAGCUAGAUGUCUCUAUAAGACCAAAUGAGGCAACUGAUGCAGAUUAUGAUCAAGUACCAAUCAGUCAAUUUGGGAUGGCAAUGCUUAGAGGAAUGGGACUUAAAGAUGGUGAAGAAGCUGUGAAGCCAAUAGAACCUAAACUUCGGCCUAAAGGUCAAGGGCUAGGGGCAGCUCCUAGGCCUCCUGAAUUUUCUACUAAACCAAAAAGGCCUUUAAAACCAGGGGAGAAGAGACAAGAGGAUACACCUAUAGGAUAUGCAAAAGGAGUAGGCGUUAUGGCAACUAAAGGUCCACAUAAAAAUAUGUAUGGAAGGAUUGAGGGCGUGGAUGAGGACAAUGCACAACUUGUCAUCAAAUUAGCAAUCGGUGGUCAGUCAGUUACUAUUAGCCAAUACAUUGCAAAUAUUGUAGAUGAUGAUGAAUACAGAAAGUAUGCCAAAGAUUUAAGUAGAUUAAGUAAAUCGAAAGACAAUCAGGAGCAACAAUCUAAAGAAGGAAAAAAUGAUAAGCAUUCCAGAGGUAGGAUAGAAGGGGAGGAAGAAAGUUCUGAGAAAAAAGAAUAUAAAAGAGAUAAAGAAAGAGAUAAACAUGACCAAAAAAGGAAAAAACACAAGGGAAAACAAACAGAGGAAAAGUACAGAGAAAAAUCAGAUCAGAGGCAGUAUGAUGAAGAUGAAGGAAGCAAGUACAGGAGGGAGGGACCUGACAAAGACAGACAUGAAAACAAAAGAAUGGAAGGAAAUAAAUCUUGCAAUAAACACUGGUUACAACCUGAUCUAAGGGUGCGCUUUAUAGACAGAGUUUACAAGAACGGCAAGUACUAUAUGUCAAAGGUCAACAUUGAAGAUGUAGUAACACUUGAGCAAUGUACCUGCAAAACAGAUGAUGGUUGUCUUCUUUAUGAUGUCUCAGAAUCUAUGUUAGAAACAGUAAUUCCAAAAGCUGAACCUGGGUAUGUGAUGAUUGUUCUAGGAAAGCAUAAAGGACAGCUUGGUAUAGUUGUUAAAAAACACAAGGACAGACAGAGAGCAGAUGUACAACUUUUACAAGACAGGAACACAAUUAUUCGCCAAAAUUAUGAAGAAAUUUGCCAGUAUGCCGGUGAUAUACAUAGCAAUGAAGAUUAUUAAAUGUAUUAAGUCAGAUUAGUAUUUUUUUAAAACAAAAAUGUGUUAGUGCUGUUAACAGUGGCGGAUCUGGAUUCAAAUCUAGGAGGGGGUCAGAAUGUUUCUAAAAAAAAUCUCCAAAAGAAAGGGGGCCCGGAAUAUUGUAAUUCCAAGAUUGCGGGAAAUGAGCUUUCCCAACAUCUGAAGUGCCUUUUAAUGACUGUUAAGUUCUUCAAAAUUCAAAGUUUUAUCACCUCUUGAGAAAGGUUAGGUAAAUUUCUCUCAUUCUUAUUACAGUAAAUAGGCCUAUGUGUGUACCGGUAUACAUACAGAAGAAAAAAUUGAGUAGUUGCAUAUGUAUUCCUUUUUCUAUGUAUCUAUGAACCCCAAAAAGAAAAAUGGAGGGGGGGGGGUUUCGGGGUCCUCCCCCGGGAAAAUUUUAAUUCCUAAAUGGCGGGAAAUGAUCUUUCCCGACUUCUGAGGUGUCUUUCAAUGACUUUUAAGUUCUUCAAAUUUCAAGGUUUUUCCGUCUUGAAAAUGGUUAGGUAAACUAUCUUAUUCUUAUUACAGUAAAUAGGUCUAUGUGUGUAUACAUAAAACAAAUGAGUAGUUGCAUAUGUGUAUUCUUUUUUCCAGGAAUGGAUGAACCCCCAAAGGGAACUGUGGGUUGGGAAAAUUUUGAUUCCUGAUUUCUGAGGUGUCUUUAAAUGAAUUUUAAGUAAUUAAAAGUAUAGGUUUUCCCUCUCUUGAAAACGAUUCAAUGAAUCCCAACUUCUAAUUGUCCCAUUGUAACAACAAAUAUUUCGGCUCACGGGCCUAGAAUCUUUUUUUUUUUUUUGUCCAAAGGGGGGGGGGGGGGAAAAGGACCCCCCCUCCAGAUCCGGCAAUGUGUUAAUAUUAUUAUAGUUAGCGCAGGAGCUGGACCUUCAACUCAUUCGUCUUUUAUACUAGUAACUAAUAGUAAUAUGGAGCUCAGUCUCAAAUGCUUGCUCCUUAUACUAUCUUUUCUACAUAUAUACAGAAAAUUGGAGUCAUCAAAUGAGAACUUCAUUGAUCAAGACAAUGUACAUUCCAGAUAUAAUAUUUGGUCUACUAGAAACUGGGAAUGGCACAAAACUAAUUACUCUCAAUCAUUCUCCCUUAUAAUGGGGAAACAUCACAAUGAUUUAAAUAGGAUUCAUAUAACUGGCAACAAUAUAUUGUUGCUUUUUCUCUGAAUUCCAGACCAAACUGUUACUAUAGAACAGGGUUACUGCAUCAAAAAAGCACAUCAUGUAGGCAGCUAAUAUUACUUGCACUGUUCAUGAGCGGUCAAGUUGAAUUAAACCCCUGCCCAAAGAUCACUAUAUAUCCAUGCGGAAUCUGCAAACAGGAAGUCCAAGGUGAACACCAAGGAAUUUCCUGCGAUGAGUGUUUAACAUGGUACCAUACGGGGUGUACAAAUAUGGCCGACCUCAUAUGAUAUCCAUUGUAAAAAUUCAAAGCUUUCCUGGAUUUGCUUAAAUUGUGGACUUCCAAAUGUAUCGACUGGUAUUUUUGACAGUGCCCUUAUGAGCACAUCAAACUCCUUUGAUUUACUGGAUGACAAUGUUGAUAGUGGGUCCUUCAAUCAAGAUGACCAUUUGACCUUCAAACCUGCUCAAACAUCAACUCUGGAAAAAGGGAAAAGGGCAAAAUUUAAUAAAAAGUCCAAGAAAAGAAUGAAGGUUCCAAGAUAAAAGGC